AUGGAAGUUCGCCAGCCUGAACCUGAAGACAUUUCUCUUGAGGGUUCAGACCAAAAUCAGACCUCGGUCUUAGUAUUCCACUUUCUUGGCUUUGGUAACAUUCACAGCAUACAAACCCCACUUUUCUGUGGAUUUCUCUUUGUUUAUGUUGCAAUCAUAUCUGGGAAUUUGCUUAUUGUGUUUCUGGUUUCAUUCCAGAAAAGCCUUCAGUCCCCGAUGUAUUUUUUUCUCAGCCACCUGUCAUUGUGCGAUGUGUGGUGCACCACAAACAUUAUUCCCAACAUGCUAAAAAUUAUACUGUUUGGAGGAGGCUCCAUCUCAAUGACCGGCUGUAUCAUUCAGUUUUAUCUCUUUGGCAGUCUAACGACUACACAGUCUUUUCUGCUUACAGUGAUGUCUUAUGAUAGAUACCUGGCCAUCUGCUAUCCACUGCAUUAUUUCUCAAUAAUGGACUUUCAGCGUCUCCUCAGUUUAACUACAUUGUCAUGGUUGCUUGGUUUUCUGUUAACUCUAAUUCCCAGUAUGCUGGUUAGUUCAUUAAAGUUCUGUGGCCCUAGUGCCAUUAACCACUUUUUUUGUGAUCUUUCGCCAGUUCUUGCCCUUUCUUGCUCACCCAAGACCUCUUUAAUUGAAACAGUAAUAAUAUUUUCUUCGAUCCCUGUCAUUCUCUUCCCAUUUAUAUUCAUUAUAGGAACAUAUCUUAAAAUUUUGCUUACAAUCCUUAAGAUUUCUUCCAAAAGGGGGAGACAGAAAACAUUCUCCACGUGCAGCUCACACCUGAUCAUUGUUUGCACGUAUUAUGGCACACUUAUUAUUGUUUAUAUGGUUCCAGCCAAGCAGCACUUUUCAAAUGUAAAUAAGAUACUCUCAUUACUGUAUAUUGUGGUAACACCAUUAUUCAAUCCUAUUAUAUACAGCCUGAGGAAUAAAGAGAUAAAGACUGCACUAUGGAAAAUAAUGUCUAUUAAAGCCACAGGAGAAGUAUCCAUUUAAGAAAAUACAUAAAUUCUGUAUAGUAUUUCUUCCGUUUACUUUAUAUCCUGAUUUUUUAACUGACAAGAA
This is a messenger RNA of Xenopus laevis (African clawed frog), 1062 nucleotides long. RefSeq names its product olfactory receptor 11A1. The record is from RefSeq and is a predicted model, not a curated record. The transcript is spliced from 2 exons. NCBI's taxonomy places the organism in Eukaryota, Metazoa, Chordata, Amphibia, Anura, Pipidae. Bases 1 to 993 code for a protein of 330 amino acids.